Cottoperca gobio is the source of this 1733-nucleotide messenger RNA. It is a transcript of the gene ppp1r3da, whose product is annotated as protein phosphatase 1, regulatory subunit 3Da. The coding region runs from base 242 to 1159 and encodes 305 amino acids. Gene Ontology annotation, biological process: regulation of glycogen biosynthetic process. Gene Ontology annotation, cellular component: protein phosphatase type 1 complex. The transcript is spliced from 2 exons. Lineage: Eukaryota; Metazoa; Chordata; Actinopteri; Perciformes; Bovichtidae. The record is from RefSeq and is a predicted model, not a curated record. Gene Ontology annotation, molecular function: glycogen binding; protein phosphatase 1 binding.
UUAGCUGAUCUCCAUGGAGGGCACGCCACAGACAUGUAUGUGUGUGAGAGAGCUGUGAAGCUGGUUACUAGUUAAAGAUCAGGUUACGUGCAGCGAACAGUGUAGACUCCAUGACGCACGGGAACGCGCAGCUCUAACACAUACUACUUUAAAUGGAGGAUCUAGGCUACACCCUGCAGCUAAAAUGUAACUAAUGCUUCAUAUCUGUUUAUGGUCAGCAGGACUCAAGUUCUAACUGAACAUGGAUAGAGGGUGGUUUAUUGGACCUGAGAAAAUUCCCCCUUCAAAUGAGGAGACGUCCAGCUCUUACAGCAGUGUCUCAAAGCCCUGCAUCACUAUCAACUUGACUGAAAUGCUUCAAGCUGACAAACCUAGUGCAGUAAAGAAGCCAAUUCCAAUCCGCCCCCCGAGCCCCAGAGUAUCUCUGCCAAAGAAACAAGAGCUCCACCGCAGUCUCUCCUGUGAACCCACACCUAAACCCAUCAUCCGACAACGGUCACACUCUCUACCUUCUGCCACAGUGAAGAAGAAGCAAUUCAGAAAUGUUGGUGUACGGUUUGUUGACUCUUUGGGGCUCGACCUGGAAGACAUCAAGCUUUUCAAAUCUGGAGAUGAUCCAUUUGUACCACAUCAUGUUGCCUUUCGAUUGUUGAUGGGUGCAGAGUUGGAAGAUGGAAGGCAUCUGGAGAUAUCCUUGCCGUAUUUGAAGCCGGUUUUUGCCCAACAACCAGGCGACAAGCAAGGAUUCCUGCAUCGCCUCCAUGAGCGGAAAGUGUGUCUGGAGAGAGUCUUGUGUUUUGAACUGGGUGUAAUCGGAAUCACCCAGGUCCUCAAUUUGGACUUUGAGAAAGAUGUCAUAGCUCGCUAUUCAUUUACAGAUUGGAAGAGCUGCACAGAAACUAAGGCCUAUUGGGUGUCCACCAUCACUAAGACCAGGGAAGGAGGAGAGGGUCAACUCAGUUGUGAUACAUUUCGUUUCCACCUGCCUGUUCCUCCAUUCCUACAGCCAGGAGCAGUGUUACAGUUUGCCAUUAAAUACAAAGUCUGUGGGACUGAAUACUGGGACAACAAUGACGGAGAGAAUUAUAAGUUAGUUUGCCAUAACUACAAGCUCACUGUGCCCAAAGAAUGCGAGGAUAGCAUGGUGCACUUCAUUUAGGAUGCAGACUAAAGGUAAAAUAAAUCUAUUAAGAGCACUUUAUGACUUUUGUCAGCUAAACCUAUUAAAUAGGAAUAUCUGCAUUGUGACAUAUAAUGUACAUUUUUGUGAGACUAACAGAGGAUCUCUUUGAAUCGAGUUAGAUUCAAGAUAAACUGACAUCUCUGGAAAUACUUAGUCAGAGAGAACACUAACACAAGCACUUAUGCACUUCUACCCGACGCCAACUUUUGUGCCACUGUUUUACUUUAGUAUUUUCUUUUUUUAAAUUGCACUCUAUUAUUUAAUUGUCUUGGCUAUUUAUUAGCAAAUGGAAGUGACAUUACAUAAAUAUUCAGUGAAAUCUAAAUGAAUGCACGUCAGUCCACCGUUUUCUUACAGCUGAGUGUCUGACAUAGAAAAAAGUUAUACAAUGCAGGAAUUUGGUCUGUGGAACCCUUUUGCUCUGUAUUCAGUGUUUAUAUUUGAGUCAAAUGUUGUCAAACCAAAUGCCAUAACCAUGUAAUAGAUACUAUUUUAAUGAAUCAGAAAUGAACACGUAUUUUGUUUAACAAUAAAGCACAAUUCCACAUAA